Messenger RNA from Neopelma chrysocephalum (saffron-crested tyrant-manakin), 2024 nucleotides. RefSeq names its product one cut homeobox 3 (gene ONECUT3). Lineage: Eukaryota; Metazoa; Chordata; Aves; Passeriformes; Pipridae. Gene Ontology annotation, molecular function: DNA-binding transcription factor activity, RNA polymerase II-specific; RNA polymerase II cis-regulatory region sequence-specific DNA binding. The record is from RefSeq and is a predicted model, not a curated record. Bases 1 to 1323 code for a protein of 440 amino acids. The transcript is spliced from 2 exons. Gene Ontology annotation, biological process: regulation of transcription by RNA polymerase II. Gene Ontology annotation, cellular component: nucleus.
AUGGAGCUGGCGAUGGAGAACCUGGGCAGCCUGCACGGCGUCCCGCACUCGCAGCCCGCCGAGCUGCUGAGCCCCGCGCACGGGCGGCAGAGCUCGCACCGCAACCUGGUGCCGCACGGCCGGCCCGCCAUGGUCUCGGGCAUGGCCUCCAUCCUGGAGGGGGGCGAUUACCGCGGCGAGCACAGCCUGGGCGCCCCGCUGCACCCCGCCAUGAGCAUGUCCUGCGAGUCGCCCUCCGGCAUGAGCCUGAGCAGCACCUACACCACGCUGACCCCCCUGCAGCACCUGCCGCCCAUCUCCACCGUCUCGGAGAAGUUCCACCACCCGCACCACCACCACCACCACCACCACCCGCACCAGCGCCUGGCCGGCAACGUCAGCGGCAGCUUCACCCUGAUGCGCGACGAGCGGAGCUUGGCCUCCAUGGGCAACCUCUACAGCCACUACCCCAAGGACAUGCCGGCCAUGGGGCAGCCCCUGUCGCCGCUGCCCAACGGGCUGGGCAGCCUCCACAACGCCCAGCAGCCGCUGGCCCCUUACGGCCCCGCCGGCCACUUGCCCAACGAGAAGAUGCUCUCGCCCAACGGCUUCGACUCGCACGCCGCGAUGCUGUCCCGGGGCGAGGAGCACCUGGCGCGGGGGCUGGCGGCGCCCAGCUCGGCCAUGAUGCCGCCGCUCAACGGGAUGCACCCGCACGGCCACCCGCACGGCCAGCCCGGAGCAUCGCUGCUGGGAGAGCGGGAGCGCCCCGCGCCCGGCCCCGGCUCCCAGCCCGGCGGCUCCGGGCAGGUGGAGGAGAUCAACACCAAGGAGGUGGCUCAGCGGAUCACGGCCGAGCUGAAGCGGUACAGCAUCCCGCAGGCCAUCUUCGCUCAGAGGAUCUUGUGCCGCUCCCAGGGGACCCUCUCGGACCUGCUGCGGAACCCCAAGCCCUGGAGUAAGCUCAAGUCCGGCCGGGAGACUUUCCGCAGGAUGUGGAAAUGGUUGCAGGAGCCGGAAUUUCAGAGGAUGUCGGCGCUCAGGCUGGCAGCUUGCAAACGCAAGGAGCAGGAGCAGCAGAAGGACAGGAGCCUGCAGCCCAAGAAGCAGCGGCUGGUCUUCACGGACCUCCAGCGCCGCACCCUGAUCGCCAUCUUCAAGGAGAACAAGCGCCCGUCCAAGGAGAUGCAGAUGACCAUCUCCCAGCAGCUGGGCCUGGAGCUCAACACCGUCAGCAACUUCUUCAUGAACGCCCGCCGGCGGUGCAUGAACCGCUGGCAGGAGGAGCCAGGCGCCAACCCCGGAGUCCCCUCGUCUUCUACAAGCACUUUCUCCAAAGCAUGAUGUCCCCCCGGCCCUCCCCGCCCCUUCCUGGACAUCCCCCUCAUGACAAAGCCAACCCAGACUCACACGCAUGUCCCGGGCCUGUUGGGGUGGGUGCUUUUGGGUGCUGUGGGUCCAUCGGCCUCCCAAGCCCUCAGAUGGGCAUCAUCCCCGGGCAUGGGGCCUCGUGCCACAUCCUGCUGCCUCGUCCUCCCGGCUCCUUGAGCGGGGACAGGGUUUGCCACCAGGUCAGCUCCGUCCCCGGGAGGGCUCAGAGGAAACCCAUGUGGAGCGAGGGAUGAUGUGGGGUGGAAGGAGAGAGAGAGAGAGAGAGAGAGAGAGAGAGAGAGAGAGGUGCUGUUUGGAAGCAUCCCUGGUCCUUGGGGAUCACAGAACCUUCUCUUCACCUGCCCACGAGGGUUUUUGGAGAGAGGGGCGCACCCUGAUCCCCCAACCAACCUUGACCUCGGUCACAGCCACCCUGGUGGCUCCCACAGUGGAGGGGUAGAGCUGAGGGAGAUACAAGAAGUGGCAUCACGGGCUGGGCUGUGGCACAGCCCCACUGAACCUGGGCCUGUGGUUCAGAUGAAGAUGAGCAGGGACAACACUCCUGCCGUGCCUGGAGGGUGACCAGGCUCCUGCCAGGUCUCUGGCUGCUGAAGUUUUUUACCUCCCUGAGGUAAAAGGCAGCCAGACCCUCCCUGCCACUGACACACACAGCG